UCUCUCACCGCGAGACAAUGGCGGCUGAUGUAUGCGGCCAGUUCUUUGCCACGAUCUUGAAAAAUGACCGACCGACGCACGCCUGUUUCUCCUGACGAGCCAUUCAGCAGUAUAAUGAGGCGGAUGAUGCGACUAGGAAACGCAGGCACCAGCUGCGGACAGCCGGUUUCGAAACGAAAGGCGAAGAUGACAUACAAUAUGCGCACAAAAUAUUCACAAAGAAUAAACGCACGCGGAAGGCGAGACGAUAAAUCGUUGCAGCUGCGCGUGCAGAGAUCCGAUUCCCCUAAAUGGGAUAACGAUCGAAAGGCGACCGAGAUCGCGGUGUUAACCCUUAACAUGCAUCCCUUGAAGACUCAUCGAGCCACGGAAUCUUUUGUCGCCGUAGUUCGCUGUUACCAUUUGUGGUCUCUUCGAUUGGAUCUCCGCUUGUCCUUACGGCACCAUCCUCGCGCGGAUCCUUCGCAAUUGGAUGCAGUGUUCGCUACUGUUCUGUCAAACGGUGACUCGUACGCGUGCGCACUAGAAACUGAAUGUGAGGAUGCAGAUUAUCAACUAACUUUCGUAAAAAAGAAGUGUACGAGCAAUAUACAGAGAACAUGCAUGGAGACAACCGUUAAGGGUUCCAGAUUGUAAGAUAGAGGGUGCUGGUGAACAAGCCACAACUAGAGAUCUCUGCACUCAUAAAUUCGCCAGUUCGUUUGAGAGUAUGCCGCUACGGUAACUCAAUAUUGGAACGCCUUAACUAUGGAGUCCUGACUUUGUGCGCACUUUUCUGUGCCGUAAUUCCGCGCGAUGUAUAAAGCAGCCUCGAGCGAGGCACGCGUUUCUCCGUGUCCAGCUACCUUUAAUGAGGCCGACUCCUGGCGUGGGUGAACGAAGAGAAAGAGAGCCGACGAUUAAUAGUACGCUGAGGACGAUAUAGAGGAGCCUGGCGACGAUACCCUGGAGAAAUAACAUUGCACGCCGAUAUUGAUCGCUUGCUAUCGAGAUCGUCUCUAUCUGAUCUGCGCUUCUCUACGUCUGCCGACUGUUCGAUUUCGCGUCUGGCCUGUCACAUGCUUCACAAAAAUUAUACAUGCCACCAUGCAAGACCAACCUAGAAAUAUCAAGUUCACAGCUGAUCUUCAUGGAACGUAAACAAAACGCGGCAGAAUGGA
Molecule: messenger RNA, 1160 nt
Organism: Apis laboriosa (Himalayan honeybee)
Lineage: Eukaryota; Metazoa; Arthropoda; Insecta; Hymenoptera; Apidae
Exons: 4
Coding region: 64-636 (190 amino acids)
Source: RefSeq, a predicted model, not a curated record